This is a messenger RNA of Trichomonas vaginalis G3, 303 nucleotides long. Its product is annotated as iron-storage protein family. The record is from RefSeq and is a predicted model, not a curated record. Gene Ontology annotation, cellular component: cytoplasm. NCBI's taxonomy places the organism in Eukaryota, Parabasalia, Trichomonadida, Trichomonadidae. Gene Ontology annotation, molecular function: ferric iron binding; ferrous iron binding. The annotation marks the transcript as partial. Gene Ontology annotation, biological process: intracellular iron ion homeostasis; iron ion transport. The transcript has a single exon.
AUGGCAAACUAUGUUAAAGAUAAGGGCAUGGACGGUUUCGCUCACUUCUUUGACAAACAAGCUGAAGAAGAACUUGAACACGCUGAAAAAUUAAGACAAUUCUUAUUUGCAAUUGAUGUAAGACCUGAUCUUGAAGGAAUUAAUAAACCAGAAACUGAAUUUGGUACAUUUACAGAAACAUUCAAGACUGCAUUAGAACACGAAAAAGAAGUUACAAAGAGAAUCAACGAUCUUUACGAUCUUUCAGUAAAGGAAAAUGACCACAGAGUUACUUCACUUCUACAAUGGUAUGUUGAUGAACAA